Messenger RNA from Phaethon lepturus (White-tailed tropicbird), 1136 nucleotides. RefSeq names its product tyrosylprotein sulfotransferase 2 (gene TPST2). Gene Ontology annotation, cellular component: Golgi apparatus. The transcript is spliced from 4 exons. Gene Ontology annotation, biological process: peptidyl-tyrosine sulfation. The record is from RefSeq and is a predicted model, not a curated record. NCBI's taxonomy places the organism in Eukaryota, Metazoa, Chordata, Aves, Phaethontiformes, Phaethontidae. Bases 1 to 1116 code for a protein of 371 amino acids. Gene Ontology annotation, molecular function: protein-tyrosine sulfotransferase activity.
AUGCGGGUCACCAUGAGGAGGGUGUUGCUGGUGGUGGGCUCGGUGGUCGCCCUGAUGGUGACUCUGCACCUUGGCCAGCAGGUCCUGGAGUGCCAGCAGGUCCUGAGCGAGAGGAGGCACAGGCUGAUGAGACCUGAGAACGAGGAGCUGGUCAUGAUGGACUCCAACCACGUCGAGUACCGUUACAGCAAGGAGAUGCCACUGAUAUUCAUCGGCGGGGUCCCACGGAGCGGCACAACGCUGAUGAGGGCCAUGCUCGAUGCCCACCCUGAGGUGCGCUGCGGAGAGGAGACCCGCAUCAUCCCCCGUGUGCUGGCGAUGCGGCAGGCCUGGUCCAAAUCGGGGCGAGAGAAGAUGCGCUUGGACGAAGCGGGCGUGACGGACCAGGUUUUGGACGCCGCUAUGCAGGCCUUCAUACUGGAAGUGAUUGCCAAGCACGGCGAGCCAGCCAGGUAUUUGUGUAACAAGGAUCCCUUCACGCUGAAGUCCUCUGUCUACCUGUCCAGGCUGUUCCCCAAUUCCAAAUUCCUCCUGAUGGUUCGAGACGGCCGGGCUUCGGUCCACUCCAUGAUCACGCGGAAAGUGACGAUCGCGGGCUUCGACCUGAACAGCUACCGAGACUGCCUGACCAAGUGGAACAAAGCCAUCGAGGUGAUGUACUCGCAGUGCUUGGAGAUCGGGCGGUCCCGGUGCCUGCCCGUCUACUACGAGCAGCUGGUGCUGCACCCCGAGCAGUCCAUGCACGCCAUCAUGAAGUUCCUGGACAUCUCCUGGAGCGACACGGUGCUGCACCACGAGGAGCUGAUAGGGAAGCCUGGCGGCGUGUCGCUUUCCAAGAUAGAAAGAUCAACAGACCAGGUUAUCAAGCCGGUGAACAUGGAGGCAUUAUCUAAAUGGAUCGGGCACAUCCCGGGGGAUGUGCUGCAGGACAUGGCCCACAUCGCACCGAUGCUCGCCAGGCUCGGCUACGACCCCUACGCCAACCCACCCAACUACGGCCACCCCGACCCCUUAGUUGUCAACAACACGCACAGAGUUUUAAAGGGGGAUUAUAAAACGCCAGCCAAUUUGAAGGGUCAUCUGCAGGUGACUCAGAACACAUCAUCUUCUCACUAAGAAAAUUAAUGAUUUCCAGG